This is a messenger RNA of Geosmithia morbida, 2961 nucleotides long. RefSeq lists its product as uncharacterized. Bases 1 to 2961 code for a protein of 986 amino acids. The transcript has a single exon. The record is from RefSeq and is a predicted model, not a curated record. Lineage: Eukaryota; Fungi; Ascomycota; Sordariomycetes; Hypocreales; Bionectriaceae.
AUGUCAGCUAGAAGCGCCUCAGCGCGCAAGAGAAUCGAAGCCCACCAAAAGACAACAAAGGCCAAGGAAGCCCUUCUGCCCAUUCCUCAAGAUCGUCACUACCCCAUACCGGACUACUAUUACGAGCACUACCCUUACCAAGGUCACACCGGGUAUGAUCGCAAUGCCGACGUCCAGUCGCCUCCCAGCUCUAGUUCUCGGGACAGCUCCAUACACGGCAACAGCUGGGGCCAAGGGGGCAAUGACCAUGCUAUAAAACAGGUUGAAAGGGAGGAGAGUCGAGCCGACGGCUUGAAAAGAGGCCUGGCAAGGGCCUUCGGUAGGAAGAAGGAAAAAGACACCACGCCAGUAGUGGUAGCACGAACCUCACGUCCCGACAGCGUUGCCACUAGAAGACAACCUCAACCAUCCAUGGUCAUAGACACAAACGCCUACAGUAUGGGCGAAUACAGUCAGCAUCCCCUACCCGUUCCGCAAUCUACAAGCAGCGGCUCUCCAACCUCUCCCGCCUUUCCACGCGGCGGCCUACAACACAUGCAACCGCAGCAGCAUCCUCAGCAUCCUCAGCAUCCUCAACAUCCUCAACAUCCUCAAUAUCCUCAUCAGUUCCACAGCUUCCAGAAUGGUAGCCCCCACCCUCACCGAGCCAUUCCCCAGGGUCCGCCUAGCGCACAAUGGCCGCUUCCUCCACCAGUUACAAAACUUCCCCCCAUCCCCAGUACCAACACUCCUCCCAUGAAACGCUUCCUUGGUGGAGGCCGUCCAGCAACAAAGUGGAAUAAACUACGCCGGGAUCCAGAGCUGUGGGACCCCCACGGCGAUGUCCUGGUUUACCUGGGAUACAAGGAGAGUGGCGAGCCACCCAGCCUCCGCUUGUCAUCUCACGUCAUUGAAGCCACCAGGAAUAGGUUCCUCAUGGUAAAACUCGAUAAAAGUUUCGUAAGUGACAGCAACCUGUCAUCAGAGAGCUCAUCCUCGCCCUACUGGAACCAGUCGCGGGGCAUGUCUGAUGGCGAGGAUGGUCUGGACGGCGGCGUCUCAUUCGAGAUGCACUUCCCACCACCCCCCAAUAACAGCAUCGUCGAUACGAUACAGCACCAAAUGACGACGCGGAACAUGUUUUCCCUCGUCUUCAACAAGUCACUUGUUGGCUUCUCGCUGCAGCAGGCCCUUGUGGACUUACAUGCGCUCUUGGACCGCCAGCGUUCUUCGGGAGAGCCCGACGCCACAACCCAGCUGACAGCCUACAUUACGGCUCGUGGACUCGAUGAUGUCCGCAGUCAGCCCGACAUGGCUGUGUCCAUACUUAUAUGGUCUGAACGUCAGGGUAUUCAGUGGGCCCGAGGUUGGCGGGAGGCAUUUGUACACUGCACCGGAAUGAACCCCCAUAGCCUCGAGAGGUGUACAGACUGGAGAAAUGUCAACCCCCUGACCAAGGCCCACCUCGAGCGAUCAUGGCUCGAGAUGAGGACGCGCGUCCAGUCGGCCGAGGAGCGCCUGGGUGACUUUUCCUUUGAAGACAUGUGGUCGGGCUCCUCGGGAUCCAUGUCACCAGUAUCGGCACCGAUUGACUCACCGCGGGCCGCUGCCGAUCGCCUGCGCAACUUCCUCAUUAGCCACUACGGUCAGACGUAUGGUUCAUGGCCACCAACAAUUUCCGCCUCAGCCAGAGGUAAGGGUCAAGCUGACGGGUCCUACUCCGGCAUUGGUGAUGAUGGCGACGACGGCGACAAGGUGUGGCUCACGCGUGAAGUUGCCGGGGCACUGCAGCAAGACUUUGGGGCCCUGUACGAUUAUCUGGUGGACCGUGACAUUGCGUGGGACGUGUCGGAGGCCAGGGCAGGUCGCAAGUGGAUGAUGGCGUCCAAGUCUGGUAACAUGGCAUUUGAGGCCGACGAGCCGAAUAUGCCCAUGACGGAUAUUCUCAUCGAAUUUGACAACCGGCUCAAUAUGCCGCACAUACCACACCCGCACCCGAUGUUGCCAGAAUCAAUGCCGCCACAGGCCAUGGGAGGGAGCAGCAGGAGCAGUGGGGGCGGUAUGUUCAAAACGCACCAGCCACAGAAGCCGCAGAAGCACUCAGGGCGCGAACGCAGGCUAGCGUUGGCUUACACCGAGACGACCAACCUGGAUGCUCUAGGGAGAAGCGGGUGCCCACAGAGUGCGUUGAUGCUAGUUGAUGCCUUUUCACGCUUCGAGAAGAGUGACUGCACAGAUGAGAUUGACCCGCGGGUGGCGCGCCAGGGCCGGUGGGUACUCCUCUACGGUAUCCUGCAGGUGCUGGCGACCGUGAGCAUCGACACUCCUGGCAUCAAGUACAGUGAUGGUGUGCCGUAUCAUCUCAGCGCCAAGCUCAAGAGGCCGGCGUGGACACGGGAGCGCGGGGUGUUUGGUGAUGCGAAGCACGAGAUGUCCUAUUGCUGGUUGGCGCCUCAAAGGUGGGCCGAAGAAGGAUCAGAAGAGGACGAGGAGGACGGCGACGAAGAAGGAGAGGCCCGGUGGGGAUCUGACUACAUGGGAGAAGGAUCAAAUCGCGACAACAGCACGUUGAUCCCAACGCCCCUUCUCAGCCCUCCAGCCAUGUCGACGGCGGCAUCGGAAAGGACCGUAUCGAGUGCGCGGACGAGUUUGUGUACAGGAGUCAAUUACUCAUACCGGCACGGAAAUAGGGUCGGCGGUGGCGGUGGCACAGGCAGUGUGGGCGGUGGGGAUAGAAUGAUGGGAUCGGGGCCGCCAACACUAGAACUACCUCUGCGACAAAUAUCCAACGGUGGUGCAGAUUCACUGCAUGACGUUGUCCGGCGACAAAUUAGCACGACGCCCAGUACAUCAAGUAUGGGGUCGUUGCUGCUGGCUUUAGAGGAUCCUAAGAAAAAGUUGGGGAGGGUAUCUGAUAAUAACUACUCCGAUGGGGAUCGAAGUGGGAGCCCGGUGAUUCGGGAUUUCGAUGAAGAGCCGUGA